AACAUUUAUUCAGUAAACGAACAGCAAAACACAGGUACGCUCGCGCACACACACACACACAGAGGGAAAGAUGUAAAUAAUAAAAAAUUAAUGGUCAUCAGUAAUUGGUACCCCCAACAUAUUUCCCAGGAUCAAAUAAUAUAAUAUAACCGUCGCCUUGCAGUUCUCUGCCUACAAAUACUUUCAUUCUUACUAUCACUUACAAAAACAAAUCAAAUGUUUCGUCUGAUUGAGGAACAAACAUUAAGCCGUUAUGCUUUGAGUCGUGAUGGAAAUAACAAUCACAUGUGUUUAAACAAACACAUCCUCUUCCACACAUGCACUAGCAAACAAACAAACAAGAAAACAACAAAUAAACAAACACAAAUGUUUCCUUCAAUUCUUAAAAGUAUUUUUUAGAAUGAGCAAUAAACAAAUAUAUAAUUAUCAGAAUAAACGUGUGUCAUAUAUUUUUAUCUCUGUAUCAGUCUGUGUCCAUUUCUAUGAACAUGAGGUCAAGAUGUCAAGUAAAGAUCAAGUGUUUGCCUCCUACCCCUCCCCUCACCGGUGCAGGAGGUAUAACUGUGUGUGCGCGCGCACGCGCUUGCAUGGGUUUGCAUGUGUAAACACACACAGGACAACAUUCCCCGAAUUUUCCAGUAAAAAUCAAUACUCAGUCUCGGAGGCCCCAAAUACAGGAAUCGCAACGUGUCAUUGCAUGUCAUCUCGCCGACAGCAACAGCAAGAAAUGCAUACUCUCAAUCAAUCCCAUUGGUGAUGCUGUCUUUUUCUCCCUUUGUUGUGUUUGUCGUUAUAUUUUAUGUACAAUGAUAUGCACAGUCGUGGUACAGUUAUAUACGUUUUUCUCCAUUUCUCUAGUAAGUAAAGGGUAGACGAUAACAGAAAACACACAUGCAGUCUGUACUCACUGACCACGGAAUCGUCCAGACACACCCCUCACUGCUACACUCUCUCCAUCCGACUACAGCACUCCAACGGUUAGUCAGUUUGUCUUGCCAAUAUUUGUCAUGUAUGCAGAGCUGGUAACAUACCUCGUCAAUUUGUCAUCUAGUCCUUCUAGAGAGAUUCCUUGCCAAAUGUCAACGACAUCCAUUUUAUUUAAUUUUUGUGUAAUUCUCUUAACCUAUCAACUCUAACAAACCGAAGUGGACGUUAGUGACAAGCGUCUCUAGCAAAGAGACGGGUCCCCGCACUUUGCCUCCACUUGUUUACACCAUUGUACAGGAGACCAGCCGCCGCCCCUCACACCUCCAGUCGUGUUUGUCCAGUAACGUUUGCACAGAAUGUUACGUACACCCGGUCUCCGUGUGACGUCUGGCGAGCCUCCUUUACGAAGAAGCAUUCUCGAGCUUUCCUUCAAGUGCGCGAGGCACUGGAUCCGGCGGUUGAAACACCUUGUUGAGAGAGUUCCCCCUUUUUGCGGCGGACAAUACAAUCCCGCCACUCGCCCUUGUUCGGUUUUGUUUGAUCUAAGAUUUCUGAGCAAAUAUUGCCUUUAUCGUCGACCGCCAUUUUUUUUUUUUUAUGAAACCCACUUGAAAAGAAAGUAUAAACGCCUUGUAAGGAAGAUGGCUUGUCUGAAGACAGCAAGAUGGGGGGACUCUGUGACGGUCUGCUAUGAUACGCACACUGGCGGCGACUCCACUGGAACAGCGGAUGGCGAGGGCUUCUGCGCUUUGGUGUUGGCUGAAGCGAGGCAUCGGUUUUCGCACGCGGCCGGGGAGGGUGUGGAGAUUACAAUCUUGAUCCCUUCUGUGGUUGGUCGCGGCCGCGCAGUGCGAGAGUAGGCGGAGCUUCGACCUGUCAGCCAUCGCGAAAGUGGGCGGUGUUUUUUGGCGAAGGCGCAGCCACGCACAUCGUAACUUACCAUACUUCUCGUGGCCGUCCUCCCUCCCUUCCACUGCGUGGAGACUGGUUUAGAACACUUGUAGAGCUCAGCCACGCUUGUUUUUUCUAUCUAGUUCUUAUCUAUCCUUUACUGAAGGAAAAAAACGAAUUUAAAAAAAGAAAGAAAACGGUGAAAAUUAGUUUGGGUCUGGAGGAAAAGAAAUGGCGAUCGCUAUGGAGACGGAAGAUUGACAAGCCGAGUAAGCCACGCCUCUUUGGUCUUCCUCUCUUUACAAAGUUUGUUGUCACGCAUGGGUUCCACAUGACGCUGGGCGUUGGGGCAAGUCGACAAGGAUGGCGAAGUGUGUGUCCAGGCUGUGGUAGUAGCAGUGGCCCCCUUCUUCUCACACACAGCUCCUCUGGAGUUGAACCCUCGCCAAGUCUUGUUGCGGACGCCCUCUCUCUUUCUCUCUCGUUCGCUCGCUCUCUCCGGGUUUGUGUGUCAGUCAUUCAAGGUAGAACAAUCAGCGAAGCAGCCAACCCGCUCAACCCGUUGCCUGAUCCAGCCGUACACGGAAACCCGAGCUAGCUUAUUGCUAGACCUGCCCCGCACUCCCCCAGCCAGGCAGGCCACAGUGGCGCAGUCCGCCAGUCGCACGUGAAGGGCCAGUCGUCGUCAUCGUCAUCGCAGACUUUCUUCCAACUUCGUCUGUCGACGUGCGGGUAGUUUUGUCAGUCGUUGCUGUUCAUACCCGUCUGCUGGCAAGUGACGUCGCGUUUUGCCUGUUCGUGCUCAUCCCGGGUGCAGUGUAUGUGUGUUGUGGGGGGUUGCGCGCGCUGUGAGAUCGUCGCACGUACCCUGACCAGACUCCAGGUGGGCGGAUGGAGUGUCUACUCAGGGUAAGGUGAGUGGACAACGACGACCUUCGUCAGUGUUGAGGACUACCUGCGCGGUCGCGCUUUGAAGUUGUUGGGAAACUUGAUUUUCUUCUGUGAUUGUAAUCAGUCGCCGCAUACCUUCCGCUCGCUCGCUCUACCCGGCAGUCCUGACGAGCCCGGAGCAGCACCAAGGGUGUAUUUACAUCCACCUGUAGAUGUCUACCUGACUGCUUGACCUACACAGAAAUUUGAGGAAAUGAACUUGAGUUGUCACAUGAGAGUACACACAGCUGGCCUGGGUGAAGCUUAUGCAUGGUCGAAAUAAUUCGAGGAUCUUCCGUGUGUAUUCAACCAAGCGUGACCGGGUGGGGAUUUUUUUUUCUCCAGUGACAGAAGACGACGUCGGGUAGAGAUGAAGAUUUCAAGUGCAUAGGAAUCCAGUAACUGCUCAACGAACAGCAGCAGCAGCAGGUCUCUAUUGUGUUUUCGACUAAAUCCAGCUGUUCGAUGUUUUUCCGCGCGGAGAGUUCCUGUACUGCCGACAUGAUCGUUAAAGGAUUGUCGUUGUAGUACCCGUUACUGCACACCCGUACACAUCGCUUGAAUUGUGAAUGACGUGGUCAGGCUGUUGUUCUCUGUACUGACUCGGGAAUCAUCGUCCGAAAUUGUGGUGUACUGCUGACGGCAUCUAGCCCUCCUCACAGCUGGAAAUUUUCUUCUGACUGUUACAAUUAUACUGUUGGAAGAGAAGACAGCCACCCGUCUGCUCAACAUCGUCUUUAUCGUCGGUGCCCGCCGCGGUCGGCUGACUACGUCGACCACACCAGCGUCAACGUAAAGUCCAGCCGUGGACCUAUCAGCCGGCAAGGUGGGGCCCCUCCACACUCUCACCCCUGGACUGGCCUUGUCUGGGGGACCAGGAGGGGGAGGAGGUCUGGGAGGAUCGGCCAUGGUGCAGUGUGCAGGGUGCGAGCGGCCCAUCUUGGACCGCUUCCUCCUGAACGUUUUGGACCGGGCCUGGCAUGCCAAGUGUGUGCAGUGCUGCGAGUGCAAGGCCAACCUGACGGAGAAAUGUUUCUUUCGGGAUGGCCAGCUGUACUGCCGGACGGACUUCUUCAGGCGUUACGGCACAAAGUGCGCCGGGUGCACGCAGGGUAUCUCGCCCAACGACCUGGUGCGGAGGGCGCGGAACAAAGUAUUUCAUCUCAAGUGUUUCACCUGUAUGGUGUGUCGCAAGCAGUUGUCGACUGGUGAGGAACUGUACAUUCUGGACGAGAACAAGUUCAUUUGUAAAGAGGACUACCUCAGUAGUAAAUUUCAAGGCUCGGAUGCCGAGGACGAUGGCGACCUGGACAGCGGCAUCGACACGCAAGGCAACGUCUCGGACAAAGACUUUCCGCUUGACGGCGACACCAACUCCCAGGAUGGUAAGGAGCCGCUCCUGGGCGCCCUCACCAACAACAACAACACCUUUUUGAACAAUAACACCACCAGCGGUCCCCUCAACAGCAGCAACAACAACCUGCCCAACACACCCUACUCCAACGGUAGCGGCGGCGGUGCUUGUGGUGCCGCAACUCCGCAGCACCUGCUGUCGCAGCACGGACUCGACAGCCCCGCCCCCGUGGUCAAGGAGGAGGUGCGGGACAGAGACCUGGAUGCCAGUCCCGCCUCCAUCGACUCCCCGUACUCGGCGAUGGGCGACAUGGCCGGCGACCGGGUGGCCGCGGGGAGUCUGGGUGGAGGCAGCGCGGUGGGCGGGGGAGGAAGCGGAGGAGGCCCGCUAAAUCACAGUGACGAGAGCAUGGCCGCCAGCCCGGACAACGCCGGAACCGGAAAUGGCGCUAGCGCCAACACGUCGACGACCGGAAGUGGACCAGGUAGCAACGGCAACGGAGGCGGCGGCAGCGGCGGCAACGGCGCGGCAGGUGGCAACAGCCAGGUGGGGGCGAAGCGACGUGGACCACGCACCACCAUCAAGGCCAAGCAGCUGGAAACGCUCAAGGCUGCUUUCGCUGCCACCCCGAAGCCCACCCGCCACAUCCGCGAACAGCUGGCGCAAGAAACGGGACUCAACAUGCGCGUCAUCCAGGUGUGGUUCCAGAACCGCAGAUCCAAGGAGAGGAGGAUGAAACAGUUGAGCGCUCUGGGCGCGCGCCGACACUUCUUCCGCAACCCUCGCCGCAUGAGGGCGCUGCGGCCUGGCGAGGAGGACAGUCCCGACAUGCUCGGUCCUGGGUUUGGAUACAUGGGGGCUGACUUUGAAAACGGCCAAGACUUCUAUCCAGGCUACCCUCAGCCUUAUGGCGAAUUUUUCAUGGGACAAGGUGCGGAUGGUCCGGGUGCUAUCAACUUUCUGCCGCCUACCCAGGGUACUCCACCAGUCCUAGAGCAAGGAAUACACCAACCAGGUCUGGGUCCGGAGCAUCAUUUCCUGGCGGGUGAUCUCCCUUUGCCUCCCUCGUCUACCCCGGAGCCCUUGCCGCCGAUGUCGGCUCACGACGGACCGUUCGGGGUGGCACGGUCGCUCGGACUGGCGCAAUUCUCUCAGUCGCUCGCAGCCAGCGGCCACCCGCACCACCACUCUCAGGAAAUGGCCUCCGAGGUGUGGUGACGGUUAGCCCAAGAGCGUCAGUACCUGCAGCAGCAGCAGCUUCAUCAGCACUAGCGGUUGGUUGUGGGGAGGUGGGAAGCGGGGAAGAAGAAGGAAGAAGAGGACUGGCUCGCCGUUCGAGGGUCACUGAGGACAGAUUUAUGUGACGGCAUCGAGAACGUUCGACGACUCCGGGAUGUUUGUCAGGUAGUUACAAACCCUGUCCCCUCCAUUCUCAUCUGUUCGAUCGUCAACAUCAGUGUAUCUACCUACCCCGGGGGUUCCCAGUGUUUGAUGACGUCAGAAGGAAUGAUGGACACGGACGUGAACGCCAACAACACGAGGUUCGAAUCCUUGGCGGCGAAGUGGGUGUAUGUGGAGGUGGGGACGGUGUACUACGAUCCUCUUUGACAAGGCUAUGGGACUGCCGAGACUUUCUUUUCAAAGAAAGAACAACAGUGAAAGGCAGGUGGUGAUGAAAGAUAAAGGACAUUAUUAAGGAUGCUACAAGUUCCUGGGGAAGACAACCAACCAACCACAAGACGACAGUGUCUGACUCUCGCUUCGUGUCUGUCGGCUGCUGCAACGCUUUUCUUAACUGACGCUCUUGUGCAAAAUACCCGAGAUCGGGGACAAGGCUAAAAACAAUGGACAAGGUGUUAGGUUUAUAUCCUGACUUAUUAACUGUCAUAUGAACCUUUCCGAUGACAUUGAACUUUUGUAGUGUCGACUGUUGUGUCCUGCUGGAUCUGCAUUCACACGAUUAAAGUGGCACUACCACGCUUUACUCGCGCCGCAACGAUGACUUUCCUGCGGAAGUGACGUGUCUGUAUUUUAAUUUGUUGUGGGCAUCUGAUAGUGUCUUCAUUCGUUCUGCUCUGCAGCUGUUUACAGCCCAAGUCAUUUCUGUGCGCUAUAUAUAUAUAAGGGCAUAUAUAGCCUUUAAAAUGUAAAAAGACAAAAAAAAAAAUGUUUGAAAAUAAUCGUGGGGAUAAAGAAGAGGACAGGCAGGCAGACAAUCGCUUGUCACGUGACCUCGCAGCCCCCGCUUGUGCUCGCACAUUCUACCUUAGAGCUUCUUAUAUUUUGUUUCUCAGACAAUCAGCUAAAAUACCUGUCCACGUGUCACAUGUGGUUUGCUGAUUCCUUUUCAGAGUGGAGCUACUGGGACACAACAGGUUACAUUAUUAGCAAUCGUGGGUGGAAAUAUGUUUUGAUUUCUCUAAACACGAUGUGGAGUACCCGUACCCCAAUAUCAGGUUCGAGCGGGAUGAUCUUUCGGUCUUUGAUGUGUAACGAUUAUCGUCCUUGCAAUCAUCCCUGUUUGGUAUCUAAAACCAAUCACGACUGUCAGUUCUUUUAUUCCCUCCAUCCGUUUCCUUUUUCUUUUUUCCUCGCAAGAAACAAAUGCUUUUGAAAUGCAGUAAAUACAGUUUGCCUCGUUGCUUUUGUUUCUGUUUUGCAGACCAGUCCCACAAGGUAAUUGGUAAUUUCUUGUAGAGGAAACCUGACUGAAAUGUUAAAAAAUAGGCAUUAUUUUUUAAAAAAGAAAGUUAUGAUGGAUGCUAAGAUCGAUGUGCACACUUCGAUGUUCGUGCCGCUGAAGCGCGUUUGUCACGGGUGACCUGUGACCCGGAGUGUUAGGAACGUGUGCAAAAGGCCAUUAUAACAUAUCACUGCUCUACUGUGUGCAUACAGGCCGCGCCACCAGCCUCUGUCCCAGGGUGGGUCACUCUUGCCUACUUCCGUCUGGAAGAUGUGUGUGACGUAGGUGUCUUGGAACGAUUUUUCUGUGACGUGUUCGUCCUAAUCUCCAAUUCAUUUUCAUGAGUUGAUCAUUGUGAUACAUGUCUGAGCGGGGCUGGGUGAAUGGAAUGUCUGUGUGUGUGUGUGAGUUACUUGAAGGCUCAUCACACAAACACCAUAAUUAAAGUGCGACUUGGUGAGGUCAAAGGUUAGAGAUCAGGCUGUUUGAUGUGAUCUCUGGUUAUCAACUCGCUCAUCUAUUUAUUAUUUUUUAUGUUGUCAGCUGUUGUUAGUCCUUCGAAUGAGCUGCGUGUUCCAAAUCUGUCUUUGAACAAAAGCAUGCCCCUUGCUUCUCUCCCUUCGGGGCCGACGGGAAGCCCUGUCCUUGUGACGUCAGUGUACAAGUGUGACGUCAGCGUAGAUAUGGCGUCAGCGUAACAAGAGCAGAUAACCUUUUGCUGGACAACUGCCUAGAAGAAGAAAAACAAAAAGAAAUGUCUAGCAUGCCAUUAUUAAUUAUUCUAUCAUGUUUUCUAAUUAUGAGGUACAUCAACCUGACUACUUGGAUUUAUGGAUUGCCAUGGUUACCAGACGUCCUUAGUGACCGUUCCUUUGUCCUCUUACCGCGAUGUCAGUCCCAGUUGGAUAGAGUAUUCUGUGGAUCAUACAGUGGUCGUUGCCAAUUCCUUUUUUAUUUCAUUCUCAGGUUCAAUCACUGAUUGCUAUGUUUUUCCUCCUCUCUUCUCAAGAGAAUGCAUGCAUAAUCAUCGAUGUAUAUAUUUCUUGUUCAUUUGUUCGCUCCCAUUGUACGUGCUUCAUGUUGAGAAUAUAUAUAUUGACAUGUAACGUGACCGAGACGUCACUGGAGCACGUUCAUGUCCAGUUCAGUGUCGAUGUGGGCCUCAGGCAGACGUAGGGUUAGUGUGUGAGUGGUGUGGUCAGUCAGGAGAGUGAGAGCGAGGCGGAGAUAAAAGAAGUUUAUAGGGAUGAAAAAAAUGGUGAGAAUUUGUGUGUGUAGCUGUGAGAGAAAGAAAGAUUAUUUGCCAAACAAAACAUAACCUUAUUUUUUCAGAUUUAAGUUAUUAGAUCAAAACGAAAUCCAGUAAUUCGACAGGUUCGUAUCCCAAGAGGUCAGCUGUGUGACUUAUGAUUCCAACCGAAGUGUCUGUUCUAGUAAGUUGCUGUGGUGUUUUGUUUUUGUUUUUGUUUUUUUUUUCCCCCUUAAAACAAGGCAAUAGCCUAGCGGCUAUAUGGUGUCACUACGUUUAAGGUCAGACGAGAGAAAAAGAGAGAAACAAAUGAAAAUAAUAAAGAGUUUAUUAAGAAGACCUGUCCUCUACGGCUGUCGUACGUCCCUCUGUAACUAUUUAAGAUGUGUUCUAUGUAGUUGUGAAGAUGUGCUAGAUGUUUUGUUUUGAUGAAAAAGAAAUAAAAUGACAAACAUGGAUAA
This is a messenger RNA of Pomacea canaliculata, 8495 nucleotides long. Its product is annotated as LIM/homeobox protein Lhx5-like. The transcript has 6 exons. The coding region runs from base 3656 to 5320 and encodes 554 amino acids. NCBI's taxonomy places the organism in Eukaryota, Metazoa, Mollusca, Gastropoda, Architaenioglossa, Ampullariidae. Gene Ontology annotation, biological process: regulation of transcription by RNA polymerase II; neuron differentiation. Gene Ontology annotation, cellular component: nucleus. The record is from RefSeq and is a predicted model, not a curated record. Gene Ontology annotation, molecular function: RNA polymerase II transcription regulatory region sequence-specific DNA binding; DNA-binding transcription factor activity, RNA polymerase II-specific.